Messenger RNA from Pocillopora damicornis (cauliflower coral), 6268 nucleotides. RefSeq names its product neurofibromin-like. Lineage: Eukaryota; Metazoa; Cnidaria; Anthozoa; Scleractinia; Pocilloporidae. The record is from RefSeq and is a predicted model, not a curated record. Gene Ontology annotation, biological process: regulation of GTPase activity.
GCUCAAGACAGCAGUUAACAUACUCCGCAGUUCAGGACGAUCGUAAACGAUGUGGAAGAUAAUUGUGGUCACUGUUAAAAUCCUUAACAUAAUUAUAAACCAUGCAGCGGGAAAAUAAGUCGGAUGAGUGGGUCAAACUUGUGUUGCGCCGAUUUAGAGCUCAGCUUCCAUUUGAAUCAACACGUUCUCAGAAAAAUCAUGAAAGUACAGAGCAUAUCAAGAACUGCAUUAUUAGCCUUAGUGAACACAACUUUAGUAUGGUGGUGGCAGAACUUGCUGGCUUUAUUAAAGAACCAUCUAAGUUGGUGAGACUCAGUUUGCUCUCUUUGGUUGCAGUUACUUUAGAGCAGUUUUCAAUUGAUUGUUGCAAAACCAAAACCAAAGUAGUCAAAACUAAUCCAGAAAGAUGUGCUGCACUACCUGAUGAAGUUUUGAAUAAGCGUCUACUUCCAGCAAUAUGUGCGUUCAUAACACAGUCUUAUGGAUUCCCUCUGGAAGCUGAACAGAAAAUUCUAGCUGGUAAAGUACUCUCCCACAUCAGUGUGCACCACUUCUCUGCCCUCUUUAAUCGCAUUGCAAUCAGACUCCAUGUGCUUGCCAACACUGAAGAUAAUUCUGAUACUGGUGAACUGGAAUUGAUUCGACAUUUACAUGUGAAUGUGUCUUCUCUUAAAAUUCUGUUGCAAGAAAGCAAUCAGGUAUUCAGAUCCUUGAAGAAGAUUGGUCAGCUAGCUUUAGUCUCUGGAUUGGAAAAGGCAAUAUGGAAUUGGGUUGAGAACAGUCCAGAUGAAUUUGCACAGCUACAGAGAGAACCAUCACCAGAACUUUCAGAGUAUGCAGAGAAGCUGUUUGACAUGGUAGAUAAUUUUGCAGAGAGUUCAAAGAGAAAAGCUGCGGUGUGGCCCCUCCAAAUUAUGCUGCUUAUUUUAUGCCCAGACAUGCUGGAACAAAUAGCCACAAGUGAAAAAGUAUUUGAUGUCAGCAAAGCUAAUAAGAAAGAGUUUCUUGAUCAUCUGAAGAAGGCCUUGAAUAGUACCAAACACCUGACAGAAAGUGCAGCAGUGGUGUGCGUGAAACUUUGCAAGGUUGCAACGUACAUGAAGCCUGAAGAUAACUCUGUCUUGUGCUUCCUUGUUGUCUCCAUGCUCAAUGAGUUGAAGGCAUUACUUUUCAACGUGAGCAAGCCUUUUUCUGUAGGAUCUGGUGGCUUUUUCACAACAGAGGAACUAAUGGUUGAUUGUUUUGUGUCAAGUUUCCGCAUUAAUUACAGAAACAACCAGCACUUUGAUAUCUGCCUACAGCCAAACUCUCCCAUUAUUUUCCAUCUUGUCUAUGUGAAAGGAACAUAUGCUAUUGUUAAAGAGGCUCCUUUGAGAUGGUGGCCAAAAGCUGAAGUGCUUCAUCCAAAAGCUUCAGCGCUAAGACAUAUUUUCUUGAAUAUUUGUAACAAGGUUCAAAAUGGUGAACAAGAGGGACAACAGUCAAGAUUGAGUCAGAUCUAUAAAGUAAAAGACAAGAAACACAAAGAAGAUGAAGUGCAUUCCAACAAGAAGCAAGACAAAGAGUUAUUACUAUGGCUGGUGAAAAUUUUUCAUGCAGAUCCUGUGUUUGCUUUUAAUAAUCCUGAUCUUCAUGGCUGGGAGAUCCAAAAGAAUUCAACUCAAGUUAUAAUGGGUGUGGUCAAUUUGAUGUUAACACCUUCUCUACCUGCAGAAAUAAGAAAUGAGGCAGCUGAGACUCUUCUUUGUUUCUUUGAAGCUGAUCACAUAGAGAUGUGGAAUCCUGUAGCACCUAUUGCUUCAUUUUGGGAAAUUAGUUCACAAGUAAUGGUGUCCAUUGCUGAGUUUCUCAUUGGUCAUGGCAGCCAUGGCACUGUUUUACUGAGAUACUUAAGGGAUCUAACCAUGUGUAAAAUUGAGUUUUUAAGGAAACACCAGGAGCAAGCUUCCAUAGGAUGCCACUUGCCAAUAUGUACAGUUUCUCAAACUAAACUUGAGGAAGUGUUCCUUAGUUAUUUAUGGAAUCCAGAUAUGGAAACUGUGUUGAUCUCCCUUUCUUGUUUUGGACAAAUGUGCAAUGAAGUGGACAUUGUACAAAGUUCAGAGACCCUCAAUGUUCUGCAGACUUCUCAAAACUUAAAUGUGUACAAUGAAUUGUCACAGGAGGCUACCAAAUUUAGAGCUGGAAGAGCAGCACUGCAAAAACGGAUCAUGGCUUUAUUACGGCAACUUGACAGCCAAACUGCAGGGAAUUUUCAGGCCUGGGAAAGUACUUACACAAAAUGGCAAAAGCUAACCUUUGACCUUGUCAACUUUGGUAAAGAUGAUUCUCCAUCAAUAGAUGUACAGAAAUAUCUUAGGCGGAGAUCACAUGCCAAAAUCACGACUGACAACUUGCAGACAUCAUUCAUUGAAUGGACAUUCAUGACAGGAUUUCUCUGUUCACUCGGGGGAGUGUGUUUGACUUCACUACAACCAAUAAGAAGAUACAGCAGAAGUCUUCCUUCAUCAGUUCACUCCAAGGCUGAAUCAACUGAUACUGAAUGUGCCACAGUAACUAAGUUUAUGCAGGAUGUGUUGAGUCUCCUGGUUUGCAGUAAUGAUAAAACUGGUUUACAGAUACGUAGUACAGUCAAUGAGCUGGUUGGAGUGGAGCUUAGUCCAAAGCUUUAUCCCAUUUUACUGACGCAGAUCAUGACAGUAGUUAACAGCUUCUUCACACCAUCUGGGCAGGUGGUGGUUCAAGAGAAACACACACUUUUUAUAGCACAGAUCAUUGUAAUAAUCAAGCACAUCCUGGAAAAUAAACUUGGACAUAAGGAUUGUUUUCAGAUGAGUGGCAUUGAUGCUAUGAUCCUGUCAUUUGUAAGAUAUGUGAGGAACCUUCCUGUCAGUCAUCAGGCCCUGCAGAUAAAGUGUAAACUCUGCCAGCUGAUUGAUGUGAUUAUGGCAAAGAGAGACGAAUUAUUACUUCAUCAAGAAGUGAAGCUACGGAACAAGCUUGUGGAAUACCUCACUGAUUGGGUUCUGCCAUCUGCCGAACAUCAUCAGAGUAUUCCUCUAGAGCUCUCGGGUUUAUCCAAAGAUCUUGAUGCUACUGUGAUGCGUGCAAUAGCAUCACUCCUGUCCGGGUUACCCCUGCAACCUGAGGGGAUGGAGACAGACAUUAUGGAGGCCAAGUCACAACUUUUUCUUAAGUACUUCACUCUAUUUAUGAACUUGAUGAACGGGGAGAAAGGUACAAAAACUACAGAUGAGCAAGAAGAAAAAGGUGAAAUGCAUCACAACGCAUCCCAAACAUUGCAUCAAAAUGCCGUCCUAGCUAUGUCCAACCUUCUGAAUGCGAACAUUGAUACUGGGCUUAUGUAUGCAAUAGGUCUUGGUUACCAUGACGAUUUACAGACAAGAGCUGUAUUUAUGGAGGUCCUCACCAAGAUUCUACAACAGGGCACUGAAUUUGACAAUUUGGCAGACACGGUCUUAAUGGACAGAUUUGAUAGACUAGUGGACUUGUUGACGCUGACAGGAGAGAAGGGGAAACUUCCGAUUGUGAUGGCUUUGGCCAAUGUAGUACCAUCACAGCAGAUGGAUGAGCUGGCCCAUGUCCUGGUCACUCUGUUUGAUGACAGAAAGAAUCUGCCUCAGCUGCUGAAUAACGUAUUUUCUAUGGAGGUUUACAGCACGGAGGGAAUGCAGACGCUCUUUAGAGGAAACAGUCUUUCCAGUAAAACCAUGGCAUACUGUUUCAAAGUAUUUGGUGGCAGUUACCUUCACACACUUCUUGCACCGCUGAUAGCUCCUAUGUACAAAGAACAUGUCUCAUUUGAAGUGGAUCCUACAAGGCUGGAAAAAGGUCAAAAUGUCGAAGAGAACAGAAAUAACCUGAUUAAGGCCGCUCAAAAGUUCAUCAACGAGAUUGUAAUUUCAGCUGAAAGUUUUCCUAUCCAGCUACGGCGUCUGUGUAACUCUCUUAGGGAGAUUGUUCACCAGAGAUUCCCAAAGCACAGUUUGGAAGCAGUGGGGAGUGCCUUCUUUCUGAGAUUCAUUAACCCAGCAAUAACUUCACCCCACGCCACAGGGAUCGUUGACCAGAUUCCUCCAGAGGAAGGAGACCAAAUCACUGAUGAACUUCUCAUAUACCAUGCCCUAAUAACACUGGAAAGCUGCAUCGAAAGACCCUGGGAACUGGUUGUCGAUUUCACCCAUACCACUUUAGAAAACAGGUUUAGUCCCUCCACAGUAUUAAAGCUUUUAACAGUCGUACCAGAUGGCGCUGUGAAGAAUCUCCAAGCAACGUACUUGUAUAACUGUAGUAGUUCACUGAGACAAUAUGCCAAGUACAACGAACGACACUUGUCUCCUUUGAAGGGACGCUCUAUAGUACGAGUUUGUGAGUCUCUAAGUAAACUACACGAGUAUAUUAGUUCAAGCGAACUUAAGUUACCAAGUUCCACUGUGUCCCUCGAGGAAGACUUAAAGGUUUUUCACGCUUUCAGGGUGUCGAGCAGGAGCAAUGUUUUGGUCAAGGUUGGCCCCACAUCAGUGCAGAUCACCACUCCAGAGAGACACAGAGUGUUAGGUUAUUCAAGCAUCCUUAAUGAUGUGUAUUAUGCCUCAGAAGUUAAGGGGGCCACUGUGGAGGACGAAAACCUGUGUCUAUUAAAGCUGGCCAAUGUUGGUCCAGGGAUUCUUCUGAUGAGUAAUGACAGUGAGCAGAUUGUUCAAGCUGUUACACACGUUAAGACCAGAUGGCAGCUCUCACAACCCGACUCAUCCACAACUACAAGUAAGAAGAUUAAGCCCAAAGAUGUCCCAGGAACGCUACUGAACAUGGCUUUGUUGAAUCUAGGUACAUCAGAUCCCAGUCUUCGCCUGGCUGCCUACAAUCUUUUGUGUUCUGUGACAAAGUCGUUCAACUUGAAAAUUGAGGAAAGACUCUUGGAAGGAACAGGUCUGUGCAUCCCUGCAAACAACACGCUGUUCAUUGUUGGAAUCAGUGAAAAACUUGCUGCUAGAGAACCACAACUGACUCUUGAGUUCCUGGAAGAAUGCAUUGCGGGUUUUGUGAAGUCAGAUUAUGAGUUGAAACAUUUGUGUCUGGAAUACAUGGCACCAUGGUUACCAAACCUUGCAAGAUUUUGUCGGUUCCCGGCGGAUGAUCCUCAGAAAGUGAAAAUGACCCGUAUCCUUGAAGAACUCAUAAAUCUAACGGUGAAAGAAAAAGGUCUGUGGACAAAGUUCUGAUGGCGGUACGCGAGGAACCUCUGUUAGAGUUUCACUGUAAGCAAAUGGACCAUUUUGUGGGUCUUCACUUUUCAAACAAUUUCCACUUUGCGCUGAUGAUACACCUCGUGAAAGGAGUAUAUCAUCCCCAGGCCACCUCUUCUGCGCGUGCCAUUCGCAUCCUGAACUUGAUGUAUAACAUCACAAGCAAACGUAAAACAGGUCGUGGUUCUUUUAUUGUCAACAAAGAAAAUCUGGCAUAUUUGGCUGCUUUGUUGCCUGUAUCUGAAGAAGUUCGCGCCAGUCUUCGCCCGGGUGGCAAAAAAGAGCCCGAGAGUCCCACCCUGCAUUUUCCAGGCAAACUGGACGGCAGUAUCUCCGGAAGCGCAACAUCUUUGAAUACGGAAUAUGUCCUGUCAGUCCAGGAAAAAACGAGGGUAACAAAGACAAGGAGUUCUUCCACGAACUCAUCGGGCUCUUCAACCACCGUGGGAGAUAAUCACGGGAAGGAUGAAACCAAAAAUGAGUACGUAGCUGGAGUUCCAAGACUUGCUGCUGUUACGCCGUGGUAUAGCUCUACAUCCUCUGAGGAAGAUCUGGGGAGACUAAGAUUUCAUCGCCCCUACAGAGUGAGUAAGUCAACCACUGUGAAAGUGCAAAACGAGCUCCACGUGAUGGCAAGGACUCCUCCCUCUACCAACUCGUGGGAUAGUUCCAGUACUUUAGUAGAGUCUGAAGAAUCCAGCGUUAGUUGCAAUGAAAACGAUGUUGCCCAAACGCCUAAAGAUCAGAGGAUUGAAAAGAGUAGUUCUGCAGCACAGUCUUCCAAUUCCGUUUCUUCAUGGAACAGUACAUCCAACUGCGAAGAAGACACCGAGAAAGAAAGCUCAGAGAGUGUGUCUAGCAGGCAGAGAGGUGUUACAUCUCACAAAACCAAAUCUACAUCAGAGGAAGAUUUGAGAUAGUCCUCUGCACCUUCCAAGCCCAGUUCUUUAGCAGCUUCAAUCAGUGUACCAGUGUCACUAACAUUUUUGCCAUCUUCAUAA